CACCUCGCCUGCUGCGAACGACUAGCUGCCAUGCGUCAGAAACGUACCAAGGGCGCCCGCAAGGUCAUGCAGCUCUACCAGAGCGCGUUCGGGUUCCGUGAGCCGUACCAGCUCCUCAUGGAUGCCGCAUUUGUCCAGUCGAGCGUCAAGCAGAAGUUUGAGCUCAUGUCGAGGCUGCACGACGUCCUUCAAGGUGUCGUCAAGCCCAUGAUCACCCAGUGCUGCAUGCAGGCGCUGUACAACCUGGGCGAGGAGGCGCAGGACGUCGUCGACGUCGCCAAGGGCUUUGAGCGCCGCAUGUGCAACCACCUCAAGGCCCGGCCCGAGGACGAGUGCUUGACCGCCAUGGCCGGCUCGGACAAUCACAACCGCUACGUCUUUGCGACCCAGUCGCUCGCGCUCCGACAAGCCCUGCGCAAGGUGCCCGGCUCGCCCAUCAUCUACAUCGCCCGGAGCGUGCUCCUCCUCGAGGCGCCGUCGGACCAGACGCUCGCCAAGAAGCACCAGAUGGAGACGGCCAAGCUGCACGUCUCGGCGCAAGAGCUCGCCGUCAUCACGGGCAAGCCCAUCACCUCCUCCGCACCCGAACCCUCGACCUCGACCUCGACCGCCACUGCCGCCGCCGACGCGCCCGCGCCCGACGCCGCGCCGAAAAAGCCGCGCAAGCCCAAGGGCCCGAAAGGCCCGAACCCGCUCAGCGUGCGCAGCAAGAAGAAGGGCGCUGCGCCUGGCGGCGGCGAGGCCGGCGGGCGGCCGCCGAAGAAGCGCGGCCGG
This is a messenger RNA of Rhodotorula graminis WP1, 774 nucleotides long. RefSeq lists its product as uncharacterized. Gene Ontology annotation, molecular function: small ribosomal subunit rRNA binding. NCBI's taxonomy places the organism in Eukaryota, Fungi, Basidiomycota, Microbotryomycetes, Sporidiobolales, Sporidiobolaceae. Gene Ontology annotation, cellular component: nucleolus; small-subunit processome. The transcript is spliced from 6 exons. The annotation marks the transcript as partial. The record is from RefSeq and is a predicted model, not a curated record.